Molecule: messenger RNA, 1035 nt
Organism: Fibroporia radiculosa
Lineage: Eukaryota; Fungi; Basidiomycota; Agaricomycetes; Polyporales; Fibroporiaceae
Exons: 5
Coding region: 1-1035 (344 amino acids)
Molecular function (GO): dioxygenase activity
Source: RefSeq, a predicted model, not a curated record
AUGGCUAUCCAGACUUCUCUACCCCCGUUUCCCGACAAUGUCCCCACUCAUCCCUUGCUUGUCAUCGACUACAACCUUCUGCUUGCUGGCGAUGAAGAAGAAAUAGCUCAGCUGUGGAAGGCUGCCACCGCGCUUGGCUUCUGGUAUUUGAAAAACCACGGAGUCGACGAAGAUGUCAACCAGAUGUUCGACAUGGGUGCUGAGACAAUGGCUCUUCCGUUCGACGAGAAGAUGAAAUUCGAGCAAGGCGAUGAUGGGGUGUCUUUCGGUUACAAGGCUCCAGGUGCCAACGCUACAGAUGAGACAGGUUCCCUCGACACCGUCGAGUUCAUCAACGUCUCCCAAGAUGAUGCCCUGGCCUGGCCUAGACAGGCUCACCGCGAAUACCCGUCCACAGUGAACGCACGCAUGGAACACACGAUUGCUCCCUUCAUUCGCAAGUCUGCAGAAGUCAACCGCGUCAUCAUGGAUAUUCUCAACGCUAAGCUUGGUUUCCCUGAGGGGACGCUCGCGGAGCUACAUCGCCUCGACGAGUAUAGUGGGAGCGAGGCCCGUUGCAUCAAGAACCCACCUAGGCCCGGAGGCAUCUCUGAAGAGAAAGCUGCGCUGGGUGCACACACAGACUUUGGGUCCUUGACUUUCCUGAAUAACCGCCUGGGCGGGCUGCAAGUCAUGGUUCCGGGCACUGUUAAAUGGCAAUAUAUCAAGCCUCUUCCCGGACACGCUGUCUGCAAUCUUGGUGACGCUAUGUACAUCUUCAGUGGUGGCAUCCUCAAAUCAAACAUGCACCGUGUUGUACCUCCUCCUGGAGCCCAAGGCCACUUUGAGAGGUGGUCACUGGCAUUUUUCACGCGUCCUGGCGAGUCAGUUGUGCUACGUGCAUUGGAAGAAAAGAGUUCCAUAGUUGCCGAAGCUGUUGCGAGCGCGGAUGAUACGACUCUGUUCCACUCCAAUUCAACGUCUAAGGAGUGGUUUGCGAGGCGGAUAAAAAACCAGAGGACAAAGAAUCAGAAGGCAAGUUGUUGUAGUCUUUGA